GUACGAGAAGACCGCCGAGAAGGUGUUCUAUGACCUGUACGGCGAGCGUGGUGUGAUAUGUGUCACUCAUUCGAGGCUCAAAGUUGCUGACGUCGAAAUGCAGUUGUCAUCCAAGGUCUCUUUGCGCGUAGUACUAAGUACUGCGCGUUGUGCCAACGGCCACACGCCGUCUGAGGAACUGAAGACACCGUCGAGGAGACCACGCAGUCGCUCUACAUACCUGCUGAUCUGCUGGGCGAAAGCCUUCGUACAGACGAAUACGCCGCUGGGCGAGAAACUCGAGAACAUCCGCGACGGCACGGAGACGCGUUGGAGUUUCGAGUUCAACCGCGUGGACCUCGCGAAGGAGCUCAAGGAGGUCUGGAGAGCCGGUACUUGCAGGCGUCGGCAUUCAUCGAACAUCUCUCGCAUAAGCGAACCACUGGGUAAUAUUACACAGCCUGGUGCUUUCAGCUCGGGGCACAAAGGCCUACGAACAACUCGUACCCAUUGUCUAGGCGAAGGAGGCGCACACUCUUGCCUAUAGCCAAUGUUGUGGGAAUGUUCACCUCAGAUUCCCAGUGUACGAGUGUGAUUUACGAGACUUAGCUGCCCGUGUGCGCGCACAUGGGACCCACUCAUUCAUCACGACAUGUACGUUGUCAGUGGCCUUUUGCAGCGUUCAGUGUGUUAAGCAUUACUUGUACGACGUAUCCAAGUAGCGGUUGCGUCCAUCGUUACUAACUCAUUGACCAGGCGAUCAUGAGAGGACUCAGUACGUCGAAGGUAUAACGGGAGUUGAUCGUGAUAUUCGACAGUAGUACACAGUACACACAU
This is a messenger RNA of Fomitopsis serialis, 816 nucleotides long. RefSeq lists its product as uncharacterized. The record is from RefSeq and is a predicted model, not a curated record. Bases 98 to 526 code for a protein of 142 amino acids. Lineage: Eukaryota; Fungi; Basidiomycota; Agaricomycetes; Polyporales; Fomitopsidaceae. The transcript has a single exon.